UUUAUCCCUUUUGUGCUUGGAACAAGGCAUCCUUGAUGAUAUUUUUAUAUUAGGGUUUACAUUGUGCAGUGAGGUGUCUCUUUGCAUUUUGCAAUUUUUGUUUGGACACAUUUUUUGUUUGCAUAUUCAAACCUUGUAUUAGUUAACUUAGCUUGUAAAUUUAAUAAGCAAGGCCAUGAAAAUCAUAGGCAGCAUUUUGAUGGAAAGCACCUGGGCAGAAAAGGGCCUGUGGUCCCCUGGACCACCAAGCUGACCAGGAGCCACCAGAUGAUGGAGAAGGAAGACUUGCUCACCAUAUGAUGAUCGACAAGUCUCGUCUUUAUUCCCGAAUCACCGAUUAUUAUACACCUUUUAAUUAGCUCAUGCAUAGUGCAAAAUCCCAGCUCACCAUUGGCUAAUUAGUUAUCAGCUAUCUACGUGCUGUUUUGGUAUAACUACUUAUUACUUUCCCAGGCUGUCCCGCUCCACCACCUGUCUCUGUGUAUUUCUUCAUCCGUGGGCCAAGGACACAGUUUAAUUGGAAUGGCAACUCCCCUCAUUCUCUAUCUUUGUCAAAUUAAUCUCACUGUGAGCUUUAGCUCGGAGCCAGCUUGUUACAAAGCUCUCAACAACCAGAUGCCCUCACAGCCUAUAGAGCAUGGCCUGCAAGUUCAUGGGGGGUGAUCUUUGCCCACCACUCAGCACUGGUGAGACACACCUGGAGGGCUGGUUCUGGAAUCCCAGGAUGAGGGAGGCGUGUCCAUACUGGGGCAAGUCCAGCAAAGGGCCACUAAGCAAGUGCCACACCAUAGAGCUGCAGUCAUCCUCACAGACUUUAAUUUCUGAAACAUCCUUUCAGCAGAGCAGGGAAUUCUGUGGUGUCUUGACAGCAGGGACAGGUGAGUUUUGUGCCUUCUCUACUGCACCAGUUCUGUCCCACCAUGUCUGUGCUUGUUUGUCUGCUAUAGUUCAAAAAAUUAUUUACAGGGUUAACCCAGCUGUAGUGUGUGGAGGGUGGUGAAUGUAAAGGGGUCUGUAAAAGGCAGGGUGAGCUGGGUUUUGCUUCCUCUAGCACUAGCAGCACAUGCUGGCAUUUCUGUGUGGGAGGAGAAAACUUUACCACAAUCCAGAGCUGAUCAUUUGUGUAUUGGCUGCCUCUCCUCUGUCCCCCAAGUCCCAGUGCCUUCCAUUACGAUGCCUCCCAGUGCCUCUAAGAAGCCAUGAGAAGUUCCAUAUGUGAUCCAGGUGCAGUGAUCAAGGGAGAAAUGACAAAUGCGAUUGUGCCAGCUGAGUUCCCUGUCCUGUUCAUGGUUUGUUUGGGUUCCUCCUCCCAGAGUUAUUUGCAUAUGUUUCAUGUUCAGAAUGACUGGAAAUUCUAGAGGGUGACAGAUGAGUUCUCGAAUGGUGUUCCCAGAGUUUGUUGUGCAUCGCUAUGUAGGUGGGACACACACCUAUGAAGGAAGGCUCAUAUUCUGCUGCCUCAUCUGUCAGGUUUUUUCUUUCCUUCCCUUCAGGCUGUCUCGGGAGAGCGGGCUCUGGCUGGAGAGAGAAUGCUUAGGACGCCCAGCUGCCUCCUAAAAGUGACCAGGGUGGUGCUGAGCCACAGGCUCUGUGCCCUGUUUAUCCUCAUCUUUGUGUUCGUAUCCUUUGCCUACCACAAGUUGUACUGGGGCAGCUGGGAGGACCCAAAGAGCAGCGGCCCCACCUACAGCUUGUCUGCUGAGAUCAGCUGUGCUCACUACGUGCCUUCUCCCCUUGACAUUGCUGGUGGACCUUCCACAGGAAAGGUGUUUUUUGUGGAGACCUCGGAGCAAACUGCCCCAGGUUACCUGUUCUCGUGCUCUGUGGAGUCAGCGGCCAGGACACACCCCACAUCAAGGGUCAUGGUGCUCAUGAAAGGCGUGGCCAAAAGGAACGCCUCCUUGCCCAAGCACUGGGCUUUCUCCUUGCUGAGCUGCUUCCCCAACGUGGAAAUCCAGCCCCUGGACUUGACAGAGCUCUUUUCUGGAACACCUCUGGCACAGUGGUUCCUGCAGCCUCAGCGGCAGCAGGAACCUCAUUUUUUACCGGUCCUCUCUGACGCCUGCAGAAUUGUCCUCAUGUGGAAAUUUGGUGGCAUCUACCUGGAUACAGACUUCAUUGUGCUUAAGAACUUGCAGAACCUCACCAAUGCCCUUGGCAUUCAGGGUGACGGUGUACUGAAUGGAGCCUUUCUAUCCUUUAAAGCUAAGCACAAGUUCAUGGAACUUUGCAUGAGGGACUUUGUGGAGGACUACAAUGGCUGGGUCUGGGGGCACCAGGGCCCAGAGCUCCUAACUCGUGUCUUCAAGAAGUGGUGCUCCAUCCGGACUAUCAAGAGCAUGAGCUGCAAAGGUGUGAGUGCUCUUGCCCGAGAAGUUGUUUAUCCUAUUCCCUGGCAGGACUGGAAGAAGUUGUUUGAGGCAGUCAGUGCCUCGGAGCUUCAGAAACUCCUUAAGAACACCUAUGCAGUGCACAUAUGGAACAAACUGAGCCACGGGACCAAGUUAGAGAUCCCCUCCCAGGCUCUGCUGGCUCAGCUCUAUUCCCAGUUCUGCCCUGCCACCUAUGCAAAGAUGAAACAGGACUCUGAAGAGUUGUCAAAGCGUGCAGUGUGACCUGGGGGCCCAUGGCUGCAGGGAUGUUCCCCAGGCUGAAGGAAACCGAGUGCCUUUGACCUUCCCCAGAGUUGGUUUCUAGUCCGCAGAGCAGGUGUUCUGUGUGACAGCUCUGUGGUUUUGUACCUGAUAUUCCUGAUAUCUGCCUCAGAUCCUUUGUGUUUCAAAUUUACAGCAGUACCUGACUUCAGCCUCUCUUGCUGUCCUCCACAAGACUUGUCACUGCAGGGAAGAUUGAACCCAUUCAUCAGCAUCCCUCAGCUGGUCCUCUCUUGGUGUUCUCCAAUGGCUCCUCCGGUGACGCCCAGCCUGAGCAGCCCCUUGUGAUGUUUCAACAGCUGUAGGAAUCCCUGCUUUGCUCUCUGUGGCAUUUUUGAAUUUGUGAAUGACUACCAGGCAGUGCCAAAGGGCACAGAUUGCUGGGGCUUGGAACAGAAUUCCCUGGCAGGCAAAGAUCCUUACAUGUGGGGAAACACAUGAUGAGUAUAUGAAAUUUACUUUAAGAAGCAGAAAAGAGUUUAGAUCCCAGUGUGUCUCAGUGUGAAGUUGUUGUAAACUUCUGCAGUGUGAAAAGUUCCACUGAUGCUCCCUACUGUUUUUAAAUCCACAGCAGUGGGAUGACUUGUCUCAGACUCCUCUGGAAAAUAAAUAGACAAAAGCAGAUCUUUGAGGAGCAGAAGUUAUGAAUAUCCUUGCUCUGCUGAAGUAGUUCUUGUAGGAUACCAACAUCUAAGCAACCAUUGUCACACUCUGAAGGGGCUCAGCAUUUCCUGCUUCUGCAGUUCUGUGGGGAGGAUUACAUCCUUUUCAUUGGAAUACUGAACACAAUGUGGAAGUCCAGAAGGCAACAUGUCCACAUCAACAGAAGGACCAGAUGCAGGACUCAGAGCGGUGUCCCCAGGAACAAAAAUAAAAAAUCAGAAGUACAUGAAUUUUGGAAAAGACCUCUAAGAUCAGGGAGUCCAACCUUCAAUUCAGUAUCACCAUACCCACAGGCCUUUUAUCCCAAAGUGCCAUGUGUACUUAUUUUUUGGAACACUUCCAGGCAUAGUGACUCCACCACUUCCCUUGGGAGCCUGUGGCACACAGUUCUUAAGCACUCUGAAAUUCUUGUAUCCAACUGAACCUACCAUGGUGCAGGGAGUUCUGCAUUCAGCUCUGGGAUCCCAGCACAGGAAGGGAGCUGCUGGAGCCAGGCCAGAGCAGGGACACCAAGGGCAUCAGAGGGAUGGAGCAGCUCUGCUGGGAGGAAAGGCUGAGGGAAGUGGGAGUGUUCAGCCUGGAGAAGAGAAGGCUUUGGGGUGUGACCUCAGUGUCGCCUUCCAGUGUCUGAAGGGAGCUUAAAGGAAAGAUGCAGAGAGACUCUUGACAAGGGCCUGGAGUGGCAGGACGAGAGGGAAUGGCUUCACACUCAGAGAGAGCAGGUUUAGGUUGGAUAAUGAGGAAGAAAUUCUUGCCUGUGAGGGUGGUGAGGCCCAGACACAGGUUGCCACUAGCAGCUGUGGCUGUCCCUGGAUCCCUGGAAGUGUCCAAGACCAGGUUGGACAGGGAUCAGAGCAACCUGGAAUAGUGGAAGGUGUCCUUCGCCACAGCAGGAGGGGUGGAACAAGAUGAUCUUUAGCGUCCCUUCCAGCUCAGGCCAUUCUAUUGAUUUCCCCUCAUCCUGUCCCUUGGAUCCCCUGGGAGCAGAGCCUGACCCCCACCUGGCUGCAGCCUCCUUUCUGGGAGGUGUGGAGAGCAACAGGGCUCUCCUGAGCCUCCUUUUCGUCCAGGUUAAACACCCCAGCUCCCUCAGCUGCUCCUCAUCAGACUUGUGCUCCAGCCCCUUGCCCAGCUCCAUUCCCUCCUCUGGACACACUCCAGCCCCUCAAUGUCCAUCUUGCAGUGCCAAAACCAGGACAGGAGGUGGCCUCACUGGGGUGACACCUCCCCAGUACCCAUGACAGGGGGACAGUCACUACCCUGGUCCUGCUGGCCUCACCAUUGCUGACCCAGCCCAGCAGCCAUUGGCCUUCUUGCCCACCUGGGCAUGCACUGUGGAGUUGCAGGCCCAGGCCCUUUCCUGCUGGGCUCUUCCCAGCCACUCCUCCCCAGCCUGGAGCUGCUGGGGGUUGUGACCCAGGGGCAGUAGCCAGCACUUAAUAUCUUGUUCAGCCUCAAGGAUAUGAAACAGGACUGGCUCUGACACUGGGCCCUGGGGCACAGCACCCGUGACCUGCUGCCAGCUGGAUUAAUUCCACCACUACUCUCUGGGCCCAGCCAUCCAGGCAGUUUAUUCCCAGCAAACAGGGAACCUGUUAAAUCCAUGGGCUGCAAGGACAAUGCUCUCCAGGAGAGCGCUGUGGGAGCAGUGAUCAAGGCUUUACUGAAGGCCCAGGUACACAACCUCCACAGCCUUUCCCCAUCCAUUGGGUAUUCAUAGAAAGAGGUUGGGUCAGUCUAGUAGGAUGUGCUUGAACUCCUGCUGGCUAGGCCUGAUGCCCCAGUAGUGCAGCACACAUCAUGUCAUUGUACUUUAGGUAAUCUGUUCCAUACCCUUCCCUGCCACCGAGGUCAGGCUGACGGGCCUCUGGUUCUCCCAGUUGUCCUUCCAAGCCUUCUCAUAGAGGGGUGUCACCCUGACCAACCUCCUGUCAGCCAGGAGCUCUCUAGUUCACCAGGACUGCUGACAAACGAUGGAGAAUGGAGCUUUGUGGGCUCCUUCACCAGCUUCCAGCAGAAGGAUGGCAUCUCCAUAGACUUGUGCAUGUCUGGGCAGCACAGCAGCUCACUUACAACUUCCUCCUGCAGUGUGGGGACUUUGUUCUGCUCCCUGUUUCUGUCUUGUAGCUCAGGGGUCUGGAUGUGCAGAGGGUAACUGGGCUUUUGGUUAAAGGCUGAGGUCAAGAAGGCAUUGUGUACCUCAGCCUUUUUCCUCAUCCCUGGAGGUUGUG
Molecule: messenger RNA, 5548 nt
Organism: Passer montanus (Eurasian tree sparrow)
Lineage: Eukaryota; Metazoa; Chordata; Aves; Passeriformes; Passeridae
Product: lactosylceramide 4-alpha-galactosyltransferase-like
Exons: 2
Coding region: 1530-2615 (361 amino acids)
Biological process (GO): protein O-linked glycosylation
Molecular function (GO): acetylglucosaminyltransferase activity
Source: RefSeq, a predicted model, not a curated record